Alternaria atra is the source of this 1023-nucleotide messenger RNA. RefSeq lists its product as uncharacterized. The coding region runs from base 1 to 1023 and encodes 340 amino acids. Lineage: Eukaryota; Fungi; Ascomycota; Dothideomycetes; Pleosporales; Pleosporaceae. The transcript is spliced from 3 exons. The record is from RefSeq and is a predicted model, not a curated record.
AUGUGGCAGCUUCGAGAAGAUCCGAAUUACUUCACAGAUGCUUGCUAUAGUGCGGUUGAGCACGAAGAUGCCCAAGUGACCGAUAAGUAUGGCAAAGCGCGCCCCAAUAUUGGAAAGAAAGAGUCGAUACUUUGGGAUCAACUCGACGCUUACGCCCGAUGCGUCGUUCAGCUCUUCUCUGACCACCCGGAAGGUGUGAGUAUGAGGCCGCUCGAACCUCCAGAGCUCGUGGAGGCUAUCCAGUCGUUUCACACGAUACUCGAACUUCUUAAAAGAGAUGUUAUAAUCGAAUUGAGGCAACUCUCAGCCAGCCCACAGCUUCGAUCGCAAUUUGUGCGAACUCCGCUCGUGUCCGGAUCACAUUUGUCAACUAACAACUUCAUGAAAGACCCGCCCAAGAAAGAGAUGUGUCUACUCCUUCAAGAUUUGUGUGGUGAUCUUAACAAGGUGAGCGAAGGUGUCCUAUCCUUCGUUGAGAUCCGAGUACAUCUUAAUAUAUUGAAGAUCUUAAAAAAGAAGCCCAAAGCACGAAAUCUGCUUCGUUCUCAGAUUGAAGAGGCUCUCACACGGCUCAUUAAAGCUAAAGUCAACUUGCGUGCGGCGGUGCCUUUACAAGUUUGGAACGGUGUGCUCACAAUGGCUAUGGAUACUGGAUUCAUUAUUUCACUAGACCUCGGCGACCCUUCAGACAAAAAGUUUGACUACCCUUGCUACCAAAGCAAGAGGAAAAAGAAGACGAUUGACGCACUACGCAAGGGAGAGGGUAAUCUGGACAGAUUUUGGAAAGGCUUUAACACAGAUUUCCGGAACCCCUCAGGAGUUGAGGACCAAGGGACGCUAUGCCGCCUUCCAGAAGAGCGUGGUGCAAUGCGUCGCACAAAGUCAUGGAUCGAUGAUCGUCCCGAAAGAAACAUCGGUCAUCUCUUGGCAGAAGAUGUCUUCGAAACCCAGCCAGUGUCUCAAGUCUUCCACGACCCGUCGACAGAAACCACAGGGAACUUGGACAAGCUUACCUUUACUUAA